AUACUUUAUUCUGAAGCCUAUGAAUGAGAGGAUUGUGUAAAGAAGUUAAUCUAAACGUCUCUACACAGUGGAAUGCAGCUGGUGACUCCAAAGGGGACUGACCCGCCUCCGGAGCAGCCACGCCCUUGGAGGUCUGUGGAGGGGCCAGGCCAGGUCUGGAACUGGUUGAGUGCAGUCAUGGAGGUGGCUCUGGAACAGUUCUUCAUCUUCGUAGGGCUGCUGGUGUGCCUGGUGUACCUGGUGAAGUGUGUGAGAUUCUCCAGAUAUAUUUUCUGGCACUUCCAGAAAGUUUUGCCAAAGUCUUUCUUGAAGUCAAUGGGACAAUGGGCAGUGAUCACUGGAGCAGGAGAUGGGAUUGGAAAAGCAUAUUCAUUUGAGCUAGCAAGACAAGGACUCAAUGUUGUGCUUAUCAGCCGGACACUUAAAAAACUACAGGCCGCUGCCGCAGAGAUUGAGCGCACUACGGGGAGUAAUGUGAAGAUUAUACAAGCAGAUUUUACCAAAGACAACAUCUAUGAGUAUAUUAGAGAAAGACUUAAAGGCUUAGAAAUUGGAAUUUUAGUCAACAAUGUCGGAAUGCUUCCAAACCUUCUCCCGAGCCACUUCCUUGAUACACCAGAUGAAAUCCAGAGUCUCAUCCACUGUAACAUCACCUCAGUAGUGAAGAUGACACAGCUAAUUCUGAAACAGAUGGAAUCAAGGCAGAAAGGCCUUAUCUUGAACAUUUCUUCUGGGGUGGCCCUCUUUCCCUGGCCUCUCUACUCCAUGUAUUCGGCCUCCAAGGCUUUUGUGUGCACAUUUUCCAAGGCACUGCAAGCCGAAUAUAGAAGGAAAGGAAUCAUUAUCCAGGUGCUGACCCCAUAUGCUGUUUCCACCCCAAUGACGAAGUAUCUACACACCAACAUGGUAACCAAGACCGCCAAUGACUUUGUUAAGGAAUCACUGAAUUACGUCACGAUUGGAGAUGAAACCUGUGGUUGCCUCACCCACGAACUCUUGCGGAGCUUCCUGAGCCUGAUCCCAUCAUGGGUUUUGUACAGCAGCACAUUCCAGAAGAAAUACAUGGACUACCUCAAGCAGAAUACCAACACCAUAUAGCCCACCCCAAGUGGGCUGACGUGCCAUCCAGCAUUGUUCUCUUCACCAUGUUCCCUGUUGGCUGCAGAACACUAAGGAGCAGAACAGCCCCUGAACUCCCCUGAAGCUGGAGAGGCUGUGUCACAAAUACGGUCCACAAAUACAAA
Mirounga angustirostris (Northern elephant seal) is the source of this 1244-nucleotide messenger RNA. RefSeq names its product hydroxysteroid 17-beta dehydrogenase 3 (gene HSD17B3). The transcript has 11 exons. NCBI's taxonomy places the organism in Eukaryota, Metazoa, Chordata, Mammalia, Carnivora, Phocidae. Gene Ontology annotation, cellular component: endoplasmic reticulum. Gene Ontology annotation, biological process: steroid biosynthetic process. The coding region runs from base 73 to 1098 and encodes 341 amino acids. Gene Ontology annotation, molecular function: testosterone dehydrogenase (NADP+) activity. The record is from RefSeq and is a predicted model, not a curated record.